AUGGAGCUGUGGUGUAGACGACUCCGGGCUGGUAAGCCGACAACAUGUUGCUCGUGGGCCUGAAAUGCGCUCUUCUACUGGCCAUUACCGGCUGUUUCCUGCUGCCAAUCCAUGGAGCAGGAUCGGAUACUGACCAGGUCCUGCCGCACCGCAUCUACCGUCUACUGGACGGCCUCUCCGGAGGACGCCGCCUGAGUGCCAGCUCCACAUUCGCCCUGCUGCUCUCGCAGUUCCUGAUAAAACAGAAACUGCGCUACGUGGCGCCCACGCGUUACGAGCGUCAGCUCUACUACCAUCUGCUGCACAGGAUGGAGCACAUCAGGAGGGGAUCGGGUCUGGUGUCCAGGGCGUAUGGUGUCCAGGGGGAGAUUCUCAGCAUUGCCUUUCAGGCGAAUGUGUUGCUGCUGCCUCCCUCGCUGAAACUGGGCGAACUGAAUGCCAAUGGGGAGUACGAGCAGCUGGCCGAGGUCUACCCGAAAGUGGUCAACGAGGGACAGCUGAACAGGACGCAGUCCGAUCUGUGCCUUCGGGACAUUGUGGAACUGAAGCCACCUCACUGCAAACUGCUCUCCGGCGAAUGUUUGGCACUCCUGGCUAGUGAUGCACCAGCCUACGGAUACCAGAGAACCCAUCAGGUCCUGCUGCUCUACGUGUUGCAGCAUCAGGCGUGUGCCCCCCACCUCAGCCCACCACAGGUGUACGAACUGCUGGCCAGGAGUCAGUGCGAUGAGGUGGAACGCGAGCAGAACGCCAUCCGGAGCCUGGGGCUGCCAGUCGCAUAUCGCGAUCUGUAUCUGGAGCAAGCUACUGCUGUUCUAUGGGCUAUCCUUGCUGGGCUAUCGCUGACAUAUAUCUUUGCCUUGCCACAUAUCUCUGACAUCGCAGCCACCAUCUGCGGCCUGUUUGGCUACAAUGAGUUUGUCAACUGGCGCAACGUAAUGGAAAUUGGCAGCUGGCUGGAGGGGGAUUUGCCGAAGGAUAUGGAUGUAUUGGCUGAUGACGGCGAUAGUCAGCACAUAAGCGAUUUGGCCUUGGUCUUCUACACAAAUGCACUGCUGCUGCUGCACUAAUCUAUCGAACAUUCCCCCAACCCCAAUGCCAAGCCCAUCCAUAAUUUCUGCUUCUGCUUGAUAAGUUAAUAAAGUGGCGCUUAUUGCUUUAUGGUUGUGUCGAUUUCAGCAA
Drosophila simulans is the source of this 1182-nucleotide messenger RNA. RefSeq lists its product as uncharacterized. NCBI's taxonomy places the organism in Eukaryota, Metazoa, Arthropoda, Insecta, Diptera, Drosophilidae. The coding region runs from base 45 to 1070 and encodes 341 amino acids. Gene Ontology annotation, cellular component: membrane; cytosol. The transcript is spliced from 6 exons. The record is from RefSeq and is a predicted model, not a curated record.